AUGCAAGAAGGAGCUACAACUGAUUUGGUGAUGGCUGAUGCUUCUCCGAACACGAACGGCAGUCAGGUUGCCGAUUUUCCGGCAGUUCCCACACACGGGGGGCGCUAUCUCGAGCACAAAAUCUUCGGUAAUCUGUUUGAGAUCACUUCCAAGUAUCGCCCUCCUAUGAUGCCCAUCGGACGUGGUGCUUACGGAAUAGUUUGUUCUGUAUUGAAUUCGGAGACGAAUGAAAUGGUUGCUAUCAAGAAAAUAGCCAAUGCUUUCGAUAAUCACAUGGAUGCCAAACGGACACUCCGCGAGAUUAAGCUCCUCCGACAUUUAGAUCACGAAAAUGUCAUAGGUAUAAGAGAUGUAGUUCCACCACCUGUACGAAGUGCAUUUUGUGAUGUAUAUAUUGCCUCCGAACUCAUGGACACCGAUCUUCACCAAAUAAUUCGCUCCAAUCAAGAGUUAUCAGAAGAGCACUGCCAGUAUUUCUUGUAUCAGAUCCUUCGUGGGCUGAAGUAUAUACAUUCUGCAAAUGUUAUUCAUAGAGAUUUAAAACCCAGCAACCUCUUGCUUAAUGCAAACUGUGAUCUAAAAAUUUGUGAUUUUGGUCUUGCUCGGCCAACCUCGGAGAGUGAGUUUAUGACAGAAUAUGUUGUCACAAGAUGGUACAGGGCACCAGAAUUGUUGUUGAACUCUUCAGAUUAUACUGCUGCAAUUGAUGUGUGGUCCGUGGGUUGCAUCUUUAUGGAGCUGAUGAACCGGAAACCAUUAUUUCCAGGUAGAGAUCACGUGCAUCAGAUGCGUUUGCUGACAGAGCUUCUUGGCACACCAAAUGAAUCUGAGCUUGGUUUUGUUCGAAAUGAAGAUUCAAAGAGGUAUAUCCGGCAACUUGCCCAACAUCCUCGACAGCCAUUUACCCAGUUAUUCCCACAUGUUCAUCCUGAUGCCAUUGACCUUGUGGAGAGAAUGUUGACAUUUGACCCCACCAGAAGAAUUACAGUUGAAGAAGCACUUGCUCAUCCUUACCUUGCAAGAUUGCAUGAUAUUGCUGAUGAACCAUUUUGCUCAGAACCCUUCUCUUUUGAGUUUGAGAGACAGGCCUUAACGGAAGAGCAGAUGAAGGAGAUGAUAUACAGAGAGGCCGUAGCAUUUAAUCCAGAUUAUGGUAUUUGGUAAGCCUGUGGUCUUGUUAUUGUAGAUGAAUGCAUCAGUAUACACAAUAUCAGGACACAUGAUGCAUCAUGAAGGGACUACUGACUUUCAAUUUCACCUUCAACUUGUUAGAAUUAUGUCAAAGGCUGUUGCAUCAGAAGAUUGCAAAUGAUGCACUCCAAGGAGAAAUAUUUGUACAUUUGUGUUGUUUCUAGUUCUGUGACUACAGACUGUGAUGCCCAUCUAUGGGACUCUGCCUACAGAUUUAAUGAUUGUAGGGAAGUCUGUCACCUUUGUGUGUAAAACUGAUAACUCCUAUGUACUUGUUAGACCCCGGGUUUUCGUUUUGCCGAUAUUUAAUUACUGGAUAAGUUUGAUCAUCAGAUUGUCUGGUGCAUCUAUGCAAAUUAGUACAUUGUAAAUAUAUGUAGUCAGAAGGAUUUGUUUAAUUGUAUCUUGGAAUUAAAGAAAAUUUGCAGUGGGUAUCCUAAAUAAGAAAUAAGAAGCACUUCAUUUCUUUU
Telopea speciosissima is the source of this 1661-nucleotide messenger RNA. RefSeq names its product mitogen-activated protein kinase 3-like. Gene Ontology annotation, cellular component: cytoplasm; nucleus. The transcript has 6 exons. Gene Ontology annotation, biological process: protein phosphorylation; intracellular signal transduction. Gene Ontology annotation, molecular function: MAP kinase activity; ATP binding. Lineage: Eukaryota; Viridiplantae; Streptophyta; Magnoliopsida; Proteales; Proteaceae. Bases 1 to 1164 code for a protein of 387 amino acids. The record is from RefSeq and is a predicted model, not a curated record.